AUGGUGUUGAAAAAGUGUACCAUUUGUGAUCGCCGGUUCAAGAAGACGGAGCAUUUCAAGCGCCAUGAACGGUCGCAUACGAAUGAACGCCCAUACGAGUGCAAUGUCUGCCAUAAACGGUUUUCGCGGAGUGAUGUCCUGAGUCGCCAUGCCAAAGGGCAUAAUCCCCAAAACGCUGUGAACGGACCGGGAAGGAAACCCUCCGCAACUUCUGACCGCCGCCCCUCGACCAUCACCGGAACCUCGUCCACCAUUGCCCUUGAUGAAAAUGGCCAACAAUUACCCCAUAGCACACCCGCGGAAGGUGCAAAUCAGUUUGCGAAUGCACCGGUUACGCCCCAGGAACUACCUCCUCUAUCAGCGGCAACAGUCAUCCCGCCUUCAUCCCUAGACUUUCUCGCAGAUAUCUCGACCCAUCAACAUGCGCGUACCGAAUCAGACGUCAAUCCAAUGAUGGUGGAUAACAGACAAGCUUAUAUGUCUUGGAAUGGGGUAACACCGGCCGGGCAGCACACCCACAAUGAAGCCAUGUUUGGCACCAUGCCCAAUGAUAUCAUGCAGCUGUGGCUGGAACCACGUGGGGAUGCAAGUUCCCAGCAUGGCUCGUUGGAUCUAAUGCAGGAUUCAAAUUCCGGUCUGGUUGAGAACAACUUUUCUCUAUAUUCGGACCGUCAAUACAGACCCUCCAUCGACACUGUCAAUUCCGAAAACAUACCCAACGAGCGCUUUGCCAAAGUACAACGCUUCUGGCUUGCGCCAUCCAAUGCAGGGCGACGGCCGGUGAAUAUUUUGUGGGGGUACGUGGCUUGCAGCGAUCUGGAAAACAUAUUUGCAAUGCCUACUGUGGAUCUGCUCGAUGAUCACUCUGAUAGACUCCAAGGCUCGCGGUAUUGGUUGGAUGAGCAGUGCAAACAACGUCUUCAGGCGGCUUUUGGCCAAUUGCCUCCUCAAGUACAUCCAAACAAUCCUCUCUCGCCGACAUCUUUGGAUUCUACUCUGCACUCCCUCCCAUGCUUCCCUCCCGCAGAAGUCUUGGACAUGGCGCUUGAUCUUUACUUCCGCAACUUUCACCCGCUCAUGCCGUUCGUUCAUAUCCCUACAUUCUCAGCGAAAAAGACACGACUUCCGCUACUCUAUGUGAUGUGCCUUAUCGGCAUGAUAAUGUUGGACACAAGAGGAACGACAAACUUUGUGAUCAAGAAUUUCCCCUUCGAACACCUCGAACAAUGCCAGAUGUUAUACGUCAAUCUACUCUCUAUAGCACAGAGAGACGGACUUUUUUCAGCAACCGAGGGCCAGAUAUUGGACACGAGUCUGUUUGAGUCGAUCGUCGACACGGAUACCCGAUGGAAAGCUUGGAGUAAAGUGGAAUCCACGAAGCGGUUGAUCACGGGGCUGUUGACUCUGGACUCUUGGUAUUCUUCGUUUUUGAAUACAAGUCCCAUCAUUGUCCCAGAUUCAAUCCAGUUCAUUCUCCCAUGCAAUGAAGCGCUUUUCCAGGCAUACAACCCGGCGCGCUGGAUACAGCUAGUUCAAAGUGGGGAACGGAUAUUGGCACCGACAGUGAUGACUCCAUCAGAGGAUAUCAAUCUUCCGACAUUUGACAGCCCCGUUGAAGAUUUUAGUAUGCAUGGCAUAUUGGCCACAAUCCAACUACGAAUUUCAGGCGCUUAUCAUCGCCUCCUGUCAAAUCGCGCAAGCUACCCAUUUGCACCCUGCCACACAUACGCAAUGGACGGUCGAGCCAGGUGCUUGCCCUCCCUUCAGCUCCAAGUUGCAAGCAAAUACGGCGAAACACUGGAGCAACUCAACCCCAACGCCGCUGUCAUGUGGCACAACAUGUGCAUGAUGCUUACCGCAGAUAUUCAAAUCUUCCACAUGGCCGCAGGCCGUGCAGGUCCAGACCCAGCCCGCCAGGCACUCGACGAUAUCGCCGCUUGGUCGCAAACACCAGCAGCCCGGAGAGCAUGCUUACACGCAGCACAUGUUUACAAAGCGAUGAUCAAUCGCAAAGCGUCAGACCAUACCACCUUUCAUACAGUCUUCUCCCUCUUCUCAGCCGCCCUUGUCCUGGGCUUGUAUACAUUCAUGGUACCCAGUUCGCCCGAGCCAUCACACGGAACCACAUCAAUCGAGUUGUUGGAUGAUGUCGAUUGGCAAAAAGUGGGGACGGAGGGAUUCACCAGCUUCAUGGAGCCGCGAGGCAGCUUGGCAGUCUCGGCUACUGAUGAUCCCGCGGUGAGCUUUAUCCGGAAUGGGGGCACAGUAUACAUUCGCGGGAUACCCUUCCAAGGCGGGUAUCAGUCCGCUCGACGCAUUUUGUUGGACUAUGCUGGUCUUUUGAAAGAUACAGGGAAGUGGAGCGUGCGAAAGUUUUCGUAUGUGCUUCACAUUAUGAGUGAUGUUCUUAUGGAUGUGGAAUGA
Molecule: messenger RNA, 2424 nt
Organism: Aspergillus glaucus CBS 516.65
Lineage: Eukaryota; Fungi; Ascomycota; Eurotiomycetes; Eurotiales; Aspergillaceae
Product: FTFMHR domain-containing protein
Exons: 4
Coding region: 1-2424 (807 amino acids)
Biological process (GO): regulation of transcription by RNA polymerase II; DNA-templated transcription
Cellular component (GO): chromatin
Molecular function (GO): DNA-binding transcription factor activity, RNA polymerase II-specific; RNA polymerase II cis-regulatory region sequence-specific DNA binding; zinc ion binding
Source: RefSeq, a predicted model, not a curated record